Molecule: messenger RNA, 779 nt
Organism: Archocentrus centrarchus (flier cichlid)
Lineage: Eukaryota; Metazoa; Chordata; Actinopteri; Cichliformes; Cichlidae
Product: C-C motif chemokine 4-like
Exons: 3
Coding region: 213-587 (124 amino acids)
Biological process (GO): immune response
Cellular component (GO): extracellular region
Molecular function (GO): chemokine activity
Source: RefSeq, a predicted model, not a curated record
GAGUCCCUGAAACUUCCUGUUGUCUGAUGUUGCAACAAAACCCACUCUGUGAUCAACACCACCUUCUGACUGUUGUUGAUCAUUUUCCCAGUUUUCUUGCUUUCAAUAUGCAGAUGAGAACGAGCGAGCAGACUUAAAUUGGGGGGGCUCAGACAGACCACUUCAGACAUCAUCUGUAGCAUCAGCAUCAUCAGGUCUGCAGCCGAGGCACCAUGAAGACUCUGAGCAUCACGGCGGGACUGCUGCUCGUGCUGCUUGCUGUUCACUGCUGUGACGCCUCACCUCAUGCAGUGAGGGCAGUCAGACCUGAUCUGUGCUGCUUUAAAUUCUUUGAGAAAAGGAUCCCGCAGCCACACGUCCUCUCCAUCAUAAGAACUCACAGCAAAUGCUCAAUCCCAGCAUUUGUGAUCAAGACGCCCAGAGGGCCUUACUGUGUGAGACAGACUGCGGUGUGGGCAAUGAGAGAAUUUGUCAACCGAGAGACCGACACAAUGUAUCCAAAGAAACAAAUAACCCAUCAGGCCUCUGCUGUGACCCUGAAGCCACGAGCCGGCACACCUCAGUCACGUCCUGAAGCUGCUCCAUAAACUAAAAGUUUUAAUCUCUUCAUACUUUAACUGAUUAAUUACUGUUACGUGUUCUCAGACUUUUGGAUCCAGCUGUAUAUAAAACAUGUAUCAAAUCAUUUUAUCAUUUACUGUCACUGUGCCAUGUAGUUACACUGUAUCCAUUUUUAUAUCACUCUGUAUGGCUUUGCUUCACUCUUCAUUAAAGUUUAA